GCUCUCUGACAUGCAUAGAUAUGCAUGCAGGAUUAACCCUGUGCGGAGAAGACCCCUGUGCCAAAUCUGCAUUGAUAGUGUACUUCUGAGGGAAACGAAAAGGAAACCCGAAUCCAUGCACAUUUAAUAUCAUUUUUGGCACAUUUUGCUCACCAUUCCGCGAAUAAUUCAGCAAGGAGGAGCACCAUCAAAUCUGAGAAGCUUAUAUGAGUGUUGGAGGAUUUAUGGACUGAAAGAGGAAGGAGUUGUUCGUUUCAGAGCUGUUUCUGUAUUGAGAAGAAACACCACAGACAUUUUAACACCGAGCACCACACGUUAUUUCUCAUGUAUUAAUACUUACCGACGUUAUCAACCUGACGCGGAGUCGUGGGAAUGGCGGGGAGAAAUAACGCCGCUACUUAUGGAUUGUUUUUCAACGGGAGGAUUUUUUCUUUUCUCGAUGUCUGGAUUCUUUAAAGAAGGGGUGUCUGUGGUACGUCGGAGGAAGCAAUAACCGUAGUUCAUUCUCAGACGAGAAGCGUUAGUCUCGGCGGAGACGCAGGGAGCUGGCAAGCAGAAAAAAAGUCAUCGACGAAGACUGAGGUGUUGUCUCUCUGAGGGCUCAUGGAUCUCCCUGUUGUGUUGUUUCUGCUGUGGGGACUAUUACUGGACUUGUUGAGUGGUGCGGUGGGUGGCAUUCUGUACCGCGUGCAUGAAGAACAGCCUCCAAGUACAUUGAUUGGCAGUCUGGCGGCUGACCAGGGUCUGCCAGACACCGGACACCUGUACAAACUGGAAGUUGGCGCUCCCUACCUGCGGGUGGAUGGCAAAACGGGGGAUAUCUUUACUACAGAGGUCCCCAUAGACAGAGAGACGCUGAAAGAUUGUCGUAACAAAAACAAACCCUGCUUUCUGGAGUUCGAGGUGUCCGUCACAGACCUUAUUCAGAAUCAAAGUCCACGGCUGAUAGAGGGAAGGAUCGAGGUGCAGGACAUCAAUGACAACACACCACAGUUCCCCUCACCUGUUCUCACCCUCUCAGUUCCAGAGAACACCCACGUGGGGGCACUCUUCUCAAUUUCUCUAGCCACUGACAAAGACACAGAAAGGAAUGGAGUAGCUGACUACACCUUAACAGCGGGACCAGAGGCUGUAGCACUCUUUGGUCUCCAGGUUGCAGAAGACCGAGGUGAAAAAUUGCCUCAACUUAUUGUGUUGGGAAACCUUGAUCGAGAGCUGAAAGAUUCCUACGACCUCACCAUCAAAGCUGUGGACGGAGGAAAUCCACCUCGCUACAGCAGUGCCUUGCUGAGGGUCGUCAUCGCUGAUGCCAAUGACAAUGUACCCAAAUUCGAAAAGUCAUCCUACGAAGCCGAAGUUGCAGAAAACAGCCCAAUUGGACACUCCGUGUUGCAGGUGAAGGCUAAUGAUUCAGACUUGGGUCCAAAUGGUGAGAUUGAAUACACAUUACAUCAGGCUGUUGAUCCUGUGCCAAAACUACUCCGGAUAGACCGUUCCACAGGCAUUAUAUAUGUUAAAGGUCCAUUGGAUCGUGAGGAGAUCAACAAUCUAAAGUUUUACGUCGUAGCCCGAGACAAAGGCCCCUCGCCCAAAAGUUCAAAAACAUAUGUUUCUAUUGAUGUGACAGACCAGAAUGAUAAUGCACCAGCAGUGGAGAUCCGUGGCAUUGGUCUUGUGAUCCAUAAUGAUGGGGUGGCAAACAUUUCUGAGGACAUGCCUGUUGGCACUGCGGUAGCCCUGGUGCAGGUUUCAGAUAAGGAUGAAGGGGAGAAUGCUGUGGUGACCUGUGUGGUUGCAGGUGAUGUUCCUUUCCAGCUUCGACCAGCCAGCGAUUCCUCAGUUGACAACAAGAGGAAGUACUUCCUGCAGACCACAACCCCUCUUGACUACGAAAGGGUUAAGGACUACCGUGUGGAAAUAGUGGCAGUAGAUUCCGGCAACCCAGCACUGUCCAGCACUAACUCGCUAAAGGUCCAAGUGACGGACACAAAUGACAAUCCCCCCAUUUUCUCACCAACCCUGUUUGAAGUGGAGUUUGCUGAGGAGAACCAGCCAGGUGAAAAGGUGGUAUUUGUUGUUGCCUCAGAUGCAGACAGUGGCACUAAUGCAGAGCUGGUCUACAACAUCAUUGCAGACUCUUCAACAAGGGGGCUUUUUGAGAUUGACCCCAACUCAGGAGAGGUACGUGCUCGGAGCCCUCUUGACCGUGAACACAAGGAGCGCUAUGAGUUCCGUGUUACUGCAGCGGAUAAAGGGGUUCCUAGUCAUAGGGGUACCGCCACAGUUGUUAUUAAGGUUCUUGAUAGAAACGACAAUGAUCCCAAGUUUAUGCUGAGUCUCUACAGCUUCUCAGUCUUGGAAAACAUGCCACCCCUUAGCCCUGUUGGCAUGGUAACAGUACAAGACAUGGACGAGGGUGGCAAUGCACAAGUACAACUUUCUGUCGAACCAGAUGUGGGAAAAUUUGUCAUCCAAAAUGGUACAGGCACUAUUCUGUCUAGUAUCUCAUUUGACAGAGAAAAGGAGAGCAGUUAUACAUUCCGUUUAAAAGCUGUGGAUGGAGGGGACCCACCCAGAUCUUCAUACGUUGGUGUGACAAUCAAUGUCCUGGACGAGAAUGAUAAUGCACCUGUUGUUACUAAACCAUCUAAUUCAUCUUUCAGACGUCUGUCUCCCAUGGCUGCUCCAAACAGUGUUGUGGAAGUGGUGGAAGCAGAAGACAUUGACUCCGGGUCCAAUGCUGAUCUAGUAUACAGCAUUGCUGGGGGAAACCCGCAUGAUCUUUUUUAUAUCUCUCAAACGGACGGGGAGAUCACACUAACCAAGGAGUUAACUCGAAAACACAGUGGUCUGCAUCGACUGGUUGUAAAAGUGAGUGAUAGAGGCAAACCAACCCGCCAUGCCAUUGCCUUGGUACACAUUUACGUUAAUGAGACCAUUGCUAAUGUAAGUCAUGUGGAGGCACUUGUGGGACACAGUUUGUACACCCCACUGGACAUGGACAUUGCAGGAGAUCCAGAAUAUGGUUUGGCUGCCCAAAGAAGCAACAUUGUAUAUGGCAGUUUGGCUGGAGUUGCAGGGGUGGUCACUGUGAUCAUUGUGGUGGUCUUCAUCAGGCAUCGUCUUCAAAGAGAAGCUAAGAGUGGUUAUCAGGCUGGCAAAAAGGAGACCAAAGAUCUGUAUGCCCCCAAGCAAGGACCAAAAAGUGGCAAGGGGAGAAAGGGGAAAAAAGGUAAGCCACCAAAGUCACCCAAACCUCUUGGAGAGGAUGAGGAGGUCAGCCUUCAAAAAAGCCUGAAAUUUAACCUUGAUGGGGUAAAUGACAGCCCCAGGAUCCAUUUGCCUCUGACAUAUCCGCCUGGAAGCCCUGAUCUAGGCAGACAUUACCGUUCCAAUUCCCCAUUGCCCUCCAUCCAACUCCAGGCGCAGUCCCCAUCUGCCUCUCAAAAGCAUCAGGUCGUCCAGGAGCUCCCUGCUGCCAAUACCUUUGUGGGAACAGGCGGUGAUGACAACUCGACCGGCUCAGACCAGUACUCGGAUUACAGCUACAAGACCAAUCAACCAAAAUACAGCGCAAAAACGCUCCCGCAUCGCAGGGUGACAUUUUCCACCGCCAAUCCGGUGCAGGAUCAACAGGACUCCUCCCAGCAGAGUUACUACGACAGCGGCCUGGAGGAGUCCGAGACCCCCAGCAGCAAGAGCUCCUCGGGGCCCCGCAUCGGCCCACUCGCCCUGCCUGAGGACCACUACGAACGGACCACCCCAGAUGGCAGUAUCGGAGAGAUGGAGCACCCAGAAAACGAUAUCCGUUCACUACCUGACGUUGCCAUGACAGGAAACUGCAGUCAGGAGUGCAGCGAGCUGGGUCACUCGGAUGCCUGUUGGAUGCCCGGUCAGCCUUCACCCGUCCGCAAGACCCGCAACCCCCCCAAACUGUCUACGUUUGUGCCUUAUCAGGAGAGGGGGAGCCUGGGGCGCCUGGCCAAUGGGAGUGUGAGGCUCGGGGGAGAGGAGAACAGGCCACGCCUCCCACCUUCCCGCAGUGCCUACUCCAGUAAUGACCACAUGCCCAGUGACCACGCCCCACUGGAAGAGGUGCCUCUGAGCGUGACGUCAGAGUUCCCGCCCACAAGUCCAAGCUCGAAUCACACCUCGAAAAGGGAGAUAUACCUGUGAGAUAACCACACCCACCAUCUUUGAUGCACAUCGGAAGUUACAGAGACACGGUUAAGAAAGAGAUUUGUGAAACCUGAACCUGCGACAGGAUGAAAUAUCAAUUCGAUAGUGGAAAAUACACUAUUGGUCAUUGAAAACGUGUAGAAGAGUGAUUUAUUUAUCUUAUUUAUUUAUCCAUCCGUUCACUCAUACCUCUAUUUAUUAUACUUCUCUUUUUGUUUCGCUGUUGUUUUUUCUAAUCCAUUUUAUACCGUCACAAACGAUCAACGAAUACUUUGAUGUGACUAACUGAUUUUAAGCUUCGCAAGCCUGCAAAAUGUCGAUAGGUUCAAUAGAUUACAUUUGGGAAGUGCCGUGGGCAGAAUAAAUUGCUGUACAGGGUCAUGAGCCAGAUAUAAAGUGUCUAACACUCUUAACCCGAUCCUGUCCUCAGAGGGGAGCAGUCUUAAUACCUGUAAAACGCUGUAAAUACAUUUGUAUGGUGUGUAUAUGAAUAUACUAUCAGGCUUGAGUUGAAUAGUAACAAAAAAAGGUACAUCUAAACCAGCCUGAAGACAGAGUUUGUGUUAGAACUGCUGCUUUUGAGGGCCAACUGAACCGGACUGGAAGACCUUCAGAUGGGCCAGUGCUCACCGUUCCCAUCUUGACCCUGGACCCUCACCUGCUGUAUCCAUACGUGUAAUGCACUAUAGUGUAUAGUUUGUGUGUGUGGGCGUGUAUUAGGUGCGGGUGGGCGGGUGGUGGAUUUAACAGCGAUUAAAACACUAUGACAGAGCUUAACAUAUGCCAGCGUGUGCGCGCUUGUGCGUCAGGGGACCUUCUGUCACAAAAAGUAACGUGAGCGGCUUCUGGAGCAUUAACACGCUUUCAACAGAUGCGAAGGCGCGCGUGUGCUUUCGUGUCAUGCAGCAGAACUUGUGUUUUUUGGCACUGUGAAUCUUCCCUUCCUACUGAACUCUCACAGUGUAGUGCACUCGCUGUCUGGCACUCGCAGAGAUGCCUACAGCUAACACGGUAAGAAGAAGAUCGUCUGGCUCCCCUCAGAUUAUCAGCACCGUUUCGUUUGCUUACACUGCGACGGCACUAAACUACACAAUUGCGAUUGAGAGUACACAGACAUGACUUGCCUCCAUCAAACGGAUUCAUUUUCUCACCUUCACACUCAUGGUUUGGUUCGUUUACGUUGUUUUUUGAUAUUCGUUUUCAAGGGAAAUAUUUGCGUGCUGUUUCGACUUUGUUUGAAGAACAAAUGUAUUAAUGCCUUAAAAACAGUUGUAUAUAACAAUCACAAUGGACAAAUUAGACUGAUAAUCCUGUCUUGUCUUUCGCAUGUCAAUUGUGCAUGUUUUUUUGCCACAAUCAAAAAAGUACAAAUGUUUCAAAAAAUUACAUCUGCACACCACGUUUGGCCUAUUUUCCGCAUUUUUUACAUAAAUGUUCUGUCCUCCAUCAAUUAAGUAUAACUUUGAUUUAACUAAACGUUUUUCUUUGACACUGUGCUGACUAUCUAGUAGACAGUAUUUAGCUGUGUCUCCCUCCGUAUUUGAGAGUCCCUUUUACGGGACAGUCUGAUGGACAUUUUCAUUACCUUUGCAUCACAAUGCAUCGGCUCGAGAUCUCUACUUUUCCCGCACCUGGAACCGCUCGGAUUCUAGUGCUUGGAUACUACGUGAGUGUUUGUGUCUGCGGGGGGAUGGAACGGGGGUGCGAUGGGCAUUUCCUUAAUUAGGGUGAGUAAUGAGUGUGGUGCAGUUGGCAUAUGUGAACACUCCGGCCCCUAAAGGAAGCACCGAUCAUGGAAAAGAUCCCGGAAGAUGGUGGGAAAAAGCUGCGAUUGUUUAGCAAGUGGCAUUUUUCACUGCGCUUACCUCAUCUCGGCUGCCUUGGGCACCUCUCGCGAAACAAUUAAGGCUGAAACAUAUGGAAAUUACUGGACAUAGCCAUGAUUAAAUAAGGCGAAUGAUUAUCCCGCCCCAAGGAAAGAAGGCACAUUAUGCUGUUUUCAAAGCCAUUUAGUGACUCUGAUACAAAAAAUCCAGCGGGAGUCAUGAUCCAGCGUAAUUAGCCCGGCUCAACUCCCCUAACCCCCCGCAACUGCGCUCAGCUCUGGCUAGGCGAAAGCGUCAGAUCGCUGACCUGGACUUAACACAGCUAAAAGACAGAUAUGACCACAAACCUCUAGCACUUAAAUGCUUUCAUCUAUUCAAACAGGCUUUGACCAUGCCUCGCUCUGAUGCCAACCUGAGUCAGGUAGUCUAAAUUGCUGGUUUCGACUCCUCUGACUUUGUUUUGGAUGUCUGAGUCUGGCUAUUUUAUUCAUAAGGAUUUCUAAUGCUAGACUCCUCCGAGUUCUCUGCCCAAAAUAAUAGUUUUGUUCGCUGGGCCCGUCAGAGGACAGAAUGAGAAAUGUCCACUUCUCGUGGUUGUGUUUUUACACUGGUGUAUAGAUGUGUGCUCUUUUUGCUGUUAGAUGUCUCUAGCUGGAUGUGACGAGACCGUGAUGAACGAGGGAGUCUUUUCUUUGUCCUUAGAAAGAGGCGUUUCUGCAUAGAAUAUCAAAAACUGGUGUUUGUGGUAAACAUCUCUUUAAAAGAGUUUUGUACAUAGCUCUCCACAUCCCCUCCGUGCGUGGUGUCAAGCAGGCGACGAGUUGAGCAUGAUUCCAAAGAUAAUUGGUAGAAACCGUUUACUGUUCUUGCUGAGAUGUUAGUGCGGGUUCAGAAACCUUUCCUUAGAACUAAACAGAAGUUCACUGCACAAACCCAUCUUCACCAUUCAACCCAAACUAAAGACAGCUGCCUUGAAAGUAUGUCUUUUGCAGGAGAGUUCAAAACUUGUUAUCCUUAAUUGUUGGUUAUAUUUAUAUAGGACUAAAAAUGCUUGUGAUGAUCUGUUUUUGUACAGUUUUAUGUACAUGCAAGUGAAGCUUUUUAAAUCUUACAACAAAAGCCGACGGCAUAUAAAAAUCGUGAAGUGUUUAUUGAGAUGUGCACAUCUUGCCUUGGAUGGAUCAAUCUUUUGCUGAGUCAGUGUGAAUGUGGCUGUUGUAUGCCUGCACCGUAGUCAUUCACUGGCUCCUGUCACAGAGGGCUUUAUCAGAUUUUAUGUUUAUCGUGAACAGUGGAUUGUCCAAUCCGACUUGUUUGUUUGAUUCCCAUGUGUUUUGUUUCGUUCUGUUUCCGCAUGUUGAAAACAAACUCCUUGUUAGAAGUCCUUGCAAAGUUUGUAAUAAAACGAGUGAAGGAAAAAAACAAAAGAAACACAUUUGCUUGGUGAGUUAUUGUUUAAGAAUGAAUUUAGGGACUGUGAUAUCUCCAUGGCGCUUUUUCAUUAAUAAAGCAAAAUGUUCUGACAAA
This is a messenger RNA of Triplophysa dalaica, 7532 nucleotides long. It is a transcript of the gene pcdh1a, whose product is annotated as protocadherin 1a. Lineage: Eukaryota; Metazoa; Chordata; Actinopteri; Cypriniformes; Nemacheilidae. Gene Ontology annotation, biological process: homophilic cell-cell adhesion. Gene Ontology annotation, molecular function: calcium ion binding. The record is from RefSeq and is a predicted model, not a curated record. Gene Ontology annotation, cellular component: plasma membrane. The transcript has 5 exons. The coding region runs from base 604 to 4176 and encodes 1190 amino acids.